AUGCCGGAUUCACCUGCUGAUGUCAAAACCCAGCCCAGGUCGACUCCGCCUACAAUGCCACCUCCGCCCCCUGCUGUUAGUCAGGCAACCAAUCGCAACGCUUCAUUCACACCUACCACCAGUAAUGAGGAACACCACGCAACUGGCAUCCCUCACAGAGGCAAUGGACUGGCUGGGUGGGGAAUUGUGUGUGUGUUGUUGAACGGGAGCAGUCACUCACCCACGGCGCUCAACGGGGCUCCUUCCACACCCAACGGCUUCAGCAACGGGCCGGCCACCUCCUCCACGGCCUCCCUGCCUACUCAGCAGCUGCCUCCCGCGUGCGGCGCUCGUCAGCUCUGCAAGCUCAAACGUUUUCUCACCACACUGCAGCAGUUUGGAAACGACAUCUCGCCGGAGAUCGGAGAGCGCGUACGAAGCCUGGUGCUCGGCCUGGUGAACUCCACUCUGACCAUUGAAGAAUUUCACUCCAAACUCCAGGAGGCCACCAACUUCCCCCUGCGUCCCUUUGUCAUUCCAUUCCUCAAGGCUAACUUGCCUCUCCUGCAGAGGGAGUUGCUUCACUGUGCACGCAUGGCUAAGCAGACACCAGCACAGUAUCUGGCCCAACACGAACAGCUGCUGCUGGAUGCGAACGCAAGCUCUCCCCUGGACUCCUCUGAGAUCAUGCUGGAGAUCAAUGAGCACGGAAAAAGACGCACCCCGGACAGGACCAAAGAGAGCAGCGGUGAUCGGGACGGUCUACAUCCAGACCAUUUGGCCAAGCGACCAUGCACGGUCAGCCCCAGCCAGCGUUUCAGCCCCAGCACUGGUCUGUCGGCCCACCCGCCUCCCAAUGGGUUACCCACGCACCCCCCCAAUGGCCUGCCGCACCCCAACCCCCCCGCUCCACAGCACUACCGUCUGGAGGACAUGGCCCUGGCCCACCAUUACAGAGACGCCUACCGACACGCCGAACACCGUGACGCCAGAGACCGCCACCGACAGACAGCAGUACACGGAGCACGGCAGGAGGAGGUGAUUGAUCACCGGCUGACAGACCGUGAGUGGGCAGAGGAAUGGAAACAUCUUGAUAAUCUGUUGAACUGUAUCAUGGACAUGGUGGAAAAGACGAGGCGUUCGCUGACCGUUCUCCGCCGGUGUCAGGAGGCCGACCGCGAGGAGAUGAACCACUGGAUCCGUCGCUACAGCGACGUGGAGGAUAUGAAAAAAGGUGGGAGCUGCACCCAGCGCCCUCCUCCUCCUCCUCCUCCUCCUCUUCCUCCUCACCACAACUCUUCAUCUUCCAACACUCCUAACAGCAAGAUUCACCGGGACUUUCUGCACCGGCCGCCGUCGGGUUACCUGCCUGAGGAGAUCUGGAGGAAGGCGGAAGAAGCAGUGAAUGAGGUGAAGAGGCAGGCCAUGUCGGAGCUGCAGAAAGCUGUGUCGGAAGCUGAGCGUAAGGCUCAUGAGAUGAUCUCAGCCGAAAGGUCCAAAAUGGAAAGAGCCCUGGCUGAAGCCAAGAGACAGGCCUCUGAGGAUGCACUGACUGUCAUCAACCAGCAGGAGGACUCCAGUGAGAGCUGCUGGAACUGCGGCCGCAAAGCCAGCGAGACGUGCAGCGGCUGUAACACGGCCCGUUACUGCGGCUCCUUCUGCCAGCAUAAAGACUGGGAGAAGCACCAUCAUGUGUGUGGCCAGGGCCUGCAGGGGUUGCCUGGGAGCAGCAGCGUACCUCUGGGGACACCCACCUCCACCUCCUCCUCCUCCUCCUCCAGUGCACCAUCCACACACUCGGAGAGCACUCCCCCAGGCCCCCUCUCCUUGGCCGGCCAGGUCAGCGGAGGAGGCAGCCCCAAAGAGACCAGCUCCAGCUCCAGCAGUGCCUCGCGCUCCACCACCCCCGCUACACCCGCCCUGCUGGACUCCUCCUCCCGCUGA
Messenger RNA from Chanos chanos (milkfish), 1923 nucleotides. It is a transcript of the gene cbfa2t3, whose product is annotated as CBFA2/RUNX1 partner transcriptional co-repressor 3. The transcript has 12 exons. Gene Ontology annotation, cellular component: nucleus. Gene Ontology annotation, biological process: negative regulation of DNA-templated transcription; DNA-templated transcription. Gene Ontology annotation, molecular function: transcription corepressor activity. Bases 1 to 1923 code for a protein of 640 amino acids. The record is from RefSeq and is a predicted model, not a curated record. Lineage: Eukaryota; Metazoa; Chordata; Actinopteri; Gonorynchiformes; Chanidae.